AACCAAUAAGCGCAGUGUUGCUAUGCCUUAUCGCUGUAUUGGUUGGCGGACACGGCUGUCAAUUUGUCUUCAGACGAAGUACAGUGUGGUUCUGUGCAAUUACAUCAAACUCAGUCUGGGCACCGCGCGCUUAAAAACAUUGCGUCUGCACGACUUGCCAGUGCUGGAGAGGAAAUUUACCUCGAAAGGAAUGCGAAGAAGGAUUUAGGUUUGGCAUUGCUACGAGGAAAACGAGGAGGUGCGACUUUUUAAGUGAUCAACAUAUUUUUCUUCUAUUCAAAGGUGUGUGCCUCCCGCCCCGCCCCCCACAACGGCCCUCACCUGUGUGUUGCGGUGCUUCCCCUGCGAGCCUAGCUGGGCCGGCAGCCCCUUCCUGCACCGUCCCCCCACCCCGCCACACCCGAUGGUCAGGAUGACGCGCUCCAAGACCUUCCAGGCCUACCUGCCCAGCUGCCACCGAACCUACAGCUGCAUCCACUGCAGAGCGCACCUGGCCAACCACGACGAGCUCAUCUCCAAGUCUUUCCAGGGGAGCCAAGGCAGAGCUUAUCUGUUCAACUCAGUGGUGAACGUGGGGUGUGGGCCGGCGGAAGAGAGAGUGUUGCUCACGGGGCUGCAUGCUGUGGCAGAUAUCUACUGUGAGAACUGCAAGACAACUCUGGGUUGGAAAUAUGAGCAUGCCUUUGAGAGCAGUCAGAAGUACAAGGAGGGCAAGUUCAUCAUUGAGCUGGCCCACAUGAUCAAGGACAACGGCUGGGACUGAAAGACGAAGCGUCGUCCAUGACUCGGUUGGGGGUUGAAUGGGGGUGGAUGGGAGGGAAGGAGGUGAGUGUGUGGGUGAGUGUGCGACUUUGAUUUACCAUGGACCUCUGUCCUCCUCUCCGUUCACCCUCCCCUCCUGAUGACACACACCAGCAGCCUCCAGGGUGGAGGUAGUAGGGGAGUGUGGGUGAGGCUGUAGUAGCAGCCUGACCUGCCCCUCUGGGCUCUGUGUGUGUCUGGACUGGAGGAGGAUGUCAUUUGGGAUGGAUGGACACCACCAGACACACACGCAAUGGCAAGCAAACACACACCCACACACACGUGCAUACACACACACAAACACAAACAGCCAUGCAUGUCCCAGACCAACAUCCCAGCCUGAUGGGUAGCUCUUCAGAUAGAGAGCCUGGCCAAGGCCAGUGUUGUUGUGUUACUAUCUAUGUUAGGGCUGGCUGGCCUGAAGUGUGAGGAGGGACCAGGCCCUGGCAUGGUCAGUAGCCUUGGGUUAAAGAGCUGAUGGGAGCUCUCGUCUGUAUGUGAAUGAGAUGGCCUAAGAUGAUUAUCCCCAAAUCCAGCUGAUCUGAUCCACCCAAGGCUGUGCCAGCUGAAACAAUGAUGAGGCCUGGUGUUAAGGUUUGGCACUGAGGCCUGUGGGGGCUGGGCGGGGAAAGGGUUGAGGGGAGGAGGGUCAGGGAGAGGGCAGGUCCUGAUUAUGGAUUCUAAUCCACCCUGGUUGUGGGGUUGUAGUAAAAGCUGGUUGCACAGCCGUGUGACCCACUCCAGGUCUUACCGGCAGCAGUUUUUGUUGUGAGAGUCAGGAUGAUAGGGAGUGUGAAAGGAUUCAAGGAUAUGUCUAAACUCUGAGAAGAAUCUGAUCAGUCAGUGCUUUGGCAUUCUCCAUCAUCCGUAGAUGCCUGAAAUCAUGUCUUGGGAUGUUUGGAUCCUUCAUGUGUUGUGUCUGAUGUAAAUUAUGAUAAAUCUACCAUCACCACUUUGGAUUAAAUUUGAACUAUGGAAUUGAACAUCUUUGACUUUUGAAGCUCUGACUUGAACAUGCUUGGAGAUUGGUUCUAGUGUUUUGGCCUGGUGUGGUAACUGAAAGCGGUUGGGAUGUGAAGGCCUUUAGGAGAUGCUCAUAUGAAGUUCUGAAAAGUUGACGUUCUGAAGCUUUCUUUCAGUCUGGGAUGACCAUAGCAGUUCAUAGAUUGUUACACACACUAACUUACUACCUGGCCCUCACUUAAAACACUGAACAGCGAAGCCGUACAGUAGACCUGUGGAUUUUUCUAAACAGAAGCCAACUAAGCAGCACAACUAAUCAAACUAAUCUUCCUGGUAUCUACGACAACUGACUGACAGUCGAGACUUCCAAUCAGAGUCUGUAGAAGUCCCUAGCACAACCAAAGAACACACCCAUCUACAAUAAAUUGACCAAACACAAGAUACAUUUUUUUUUUGCUUAGGUCAAAGUGUUGCAAAACGUGGGGUUGAGAAUUGUUGUUGAAUGCCAAGGUUAUGGAUAACCUUUCUCUGUGAUAUAAUGCAUUAUGAUUUUUGUAAAUUACAGAUCUUAAUAUAUACAUAUUAUAAUUUAUGUCAAUCUCUGACUGUGUUACUAAAUGUAAAUAGUAAUAUGUAAUGUCUCUUUUAUCUGUGAUCGUCAUGAUUAUGAUUUGGAUUCUUGCCAUGCUUUCUCUCUGGUAUAUCCCUCGUCGGUUGAAGGAUAUUUACUACUUUUUUACUCUUUGAAAAUGUUUCAAUUUUAGUGUCUUUUGUAAAGGAGGAGAUAGGAGUGACAAUAUCAUUGGAACUUGGUCAAUUAAAGCAUCACCUUGAUACCUGUA
This is a messenger RNA of Coregonus clupeaformis (lake whitefish), 2606 nucleotides long. RefSeq names its product protein yippee-like 2. NCBI's taxonomy places the organism in Eukaryota, Metazoa, Chordata, Actinopteri, Salmoniformes, Salmonidae. The coding region runs from base 404 to 763 and encodes 119 amino acids. The transcript has 5 exons. The record is from RefSeq and is a predicted model, not a curated record.